Molecule: messenger RNA, 4958 nt
Organism: Loxodonta africana (African savanna elephant)
Lineage: Eukaryota; Metazoa; Chordata; Mammalia; Proboscidea; Elephantidae
Product: olfactory receptor 5M10
Exons: 1
Coding region: 2370-3317 (315 amino acids)
Biological process (GO): G protein-coupled receptor signaling pathway; sensory perception of smell
Cellular component (GO): membrane
Molecular function (GO): olfactory receptor activity; G protein-coupled receptor activity; odorant binding
Source: RefSeq, a predicted model, not a curated record
UUUAAUUCUACUUUCAGUCUUCCUCCUAAAUCAUCAAUUUCAUGAAUAAUCUUGGUUCUCAGAUCUGGCUUUACCCUGGCAUGUUGAUGAUGGUAACUCAGUAGGGCAAAUUGGUUCUAGUAUAUAUCUAUAAUAAACCCAUUGCCGUAGAGUGGAUAUUGACACAUAGCCAACUCUGUAUGACAAAGCAGAACUGCCCCAUAGGGUUUCCAAGGAGCGACUGGUGAAUUCAAACUGCUUACCUUUUGGUUAGCAGCCAAAAGCUUAAUCACUGUGCCACCAGGGCUCCUAAAUUUAUAAUGUUCAUCCUCAAAAAAAGUCCUUCUGUUCCCUACACUAUUUUCAGUCUCUUAUCUCCUCGAAUCUCUCGCCAGCCCUAAUUUUCUACUGCUCAGUCUCAUUAGAUGAGCUCACCUUGGUGUUUAUAGGAAAUAAAACAGAAAACUGAAGUCUUCUGAUGGGAAUUCCCUCAACUCUUCUAUACUAAAAACAUAAAACUUCUCUACCCAUAUUUUCCUUCUUCUGUCUUAUUGAAAGUGGUGGCUAAUUUAUCUGCAUUAAGAAUCUCAUGUAUUAGAUUGAGCUUCUUGGCACAAGUAGAUUCAUGAGGCUAUGUUGGCAGCUCUUGUCUGGAGGGAAGAUGAGAAGGUAGAGGGGGACAGGAGCUGGGUGAAUAGACACAGGGAAUACAGGGUGAAGAGGACGAGUGUGUUGUCUCGUUAGGGGUACAGCAGCUAGGAGAACAUAACAAGGUGUGUAUAAGUUUUUCUUUGAGAGACUGCCUUGAUUUGUAAACUUUCACUUAAAGCACAAUUAAAAAAAAAAAAAAAAAAGAAGAAUCUCACAUAUUCUGGUACCAAGCAAGGUACACAUAUGUUAGGUAGAGAUUUUGGCCUCUAAGGAGAAUCUAGCUCUUCAAAAUAUCAAAUUAUGGUCAUGCCCUUGAGGAACAGAGGGUAUUUUAAUUGGUUAUUUUGAAUUAUUAAAAAAUAAAUGCUUUAGGGACAACACUGAAGAGAUGUAUUAUAAAUCUUCCCUUUUUUUCUGACAAAAUGUGGUAAGUCACCUUUGCAGGUAGGUUAUUUUCUACAUUCAUCCACUAAAAAUAUAUGUUCUUCUUAUGCAUGGUGAUCAGUGUUCCACCAAUGGGGAAGAGAAAUAUUAUUUUCAUUAUUAUUAUAAAUAAUUAUUUAUUUUCUAUUCAUGUAUUAAUAAAAGUUACUUUUAGUUAUUUUAUGCAGAGUUGUUCUGAUGUAUGUAAAUAAACAAUGACCUGAAAGCGCAAUUCUUGAAGAGUAAUUAUUACAGCCACAUCUUAUUUUUUAUGAAGAACAUAGAAAGAGUGAGAAUGGAUAGAUAUGGAUGCUAGGAACACAUUUGAACAUUAUCUGUGCUUCCUUGAACAUUUCCAUGAGCAAGUUAGUGCACAAAAAAGAUGGGAACCAAAAUAAUGAAUAAUCUUCUCAGAUUCUUGAACAGCUUAUUGUUCAAAUUUCACAUUUUCUGAAUAGCUACCUUAUGUCAUUCCUCAUUGCGCUUUUACCCACCUUCAUUUUUCUUCACACUGCUUGCUUCUACCUGCUAUUAGGUUAUACAUACAUUUGUUUAUUUGUUUAAUAUCUGCCUCCUCUACUGUACUGUAUGCUGCACUAAGGUGGGGGAUUUGUUAAUUUGUGUACUGCUGUUACUCCAGAACCUAAAACAAAAAGAAAAAAAAAAAAAUCAAGCUUUGCAGUGUGAAGGGCUGAAUUUACAAUGAAGAGAGGACAAUUCUUGAUUUUGUACUUUCUUAAUCCUGUAUCAAGAGAUAAAUAUCACCAAUACAACAUCCUUAAAUGAAAUGAGGCUGGAGAUAUAUGGGUUUCAAGUGAAAAUGCUGUACUGAAUAUUUACCUUCUAUUUUGUACAGAAAAUACUAGGAUAUCAGACCCGGAGGAAUUCAAGAGAGAUACAACUUCCUUCAUUUGUUCAUUUCAAUGAUGCAAAUGAUCAACUGCUUUUCAUAUCUGAUUUUUAUCCCUCUUUGGCAAUUUUCUUUUCCUCAUGAUGUUUGAAAGGAAAUACCAAAUGCAGAGUUCCUCAUAAAGACAGGUAUAUAUGUGUAUGCACACAAAUAUUUGGUGUGUAUAUGAGAGAGAGAGAAUACUUGAGGUACAUGUCGAAAGAGGCAGUGAGAUAGAUAACACAGGGAUACAGGGUGAAAAUAGUUCAUGUAGAUAUUCUGUUAUGAUUGUUGAAAAAUGAAGAGAAGUUGACCAUGAAAGAAUGGAUCAAUGAGUGAAUGAUAAUGUGGUUGUAAUAAGUGCAGAAUUAGGAUCAGAUGGAAACCCUCUCAUUCCUUACACUUUCAGGUUGCAAAAGAUGAGAAAAUGUUCUCCCCAAACUGUACUACAGUGACCGAAUUCAUUCUUGUAGGACUCACAGACAACCCCAUAUUGCAGAAGAUCCUGUUUGGGGUGUUUCUGGUGAUCUACCUAGUCACACUCAUGGUGAACCUGUGCAUGAUCUUGCUGAUCAGGACCAAUUCCUGUCUCCAGACUCCCAUGUAUUUCUUCCUUGGCCACCUCUCUUUUGUAGACAUUUGCUACUCCUCUAAUAUUACCCCCAAUAUGCUGUACAACUUCCUCUCAGACCGAAAGACCAUCUCCUAUGCUGGAUGCUUCACACAGUGUCUUCUCUUCAUUACCCUGGUGAUCACUGAGCUUUACAUCCUUGCUUCAAUGGCAUUGGAUCGCUAUGUUGCCAUUUGUAGUCCUCUCCAUUACACUACCAGAAUGUCCAAGAACGUUUGUAUAUCUCUAGUCACAGUCCCUUAUGUUUAUGGCUUCCUAAAUGGACUCUCUCAGGCAGUUUUGACUUUUCACUUAUCUUUCUGUGGCUCCCUUGAAAUCAAUCAUUUUUAUUGUGCAGAUCCUCCUCUCAUAAUGCUGGCUUGCUUUGACAUCUAUGCCAAAAAGAUGGCAAUGUUUAUAAUUGCUGGCUUUACUCUCUUCAGCUCUCUCUUCGUCAUUCUUCUGUCCUACCUUUUCAUUUUUGUGGCCAUCUUGAGGAUGCAUUCUGCUGAAGGCAGGCACAAAGCCUUCUCUACUUGUGCUUCCCACCUGGCAACGGUCACAAUAUUUUAUGGAACCCUCUUCUGCAUGUACUUAAGGCCCCCGUCUGAGAAGUCCAUAGAGGAGUCCAAAAUAAUUGCAGUCUUUUAUACUUUUUUGAGCCCAAUGCUGAACCCAUUGAUCUAUAGCCUAAGGAACAAGGAUGUGAUUCAUGCCAUGCAGCAAGUGAUCAGGGGAAAUCUCUUUCAUAAAAUUGCAGUUUAAGAGUCUGUUCAUUUACAGUCAUUAAAUUCCUUGGAUAACACAAUGACUCCUAUCAAAAGAUAUACCUACUAUUCAGUGAUCAUAAUUUAUCAUCAUGAACUGUCAGUGAUCACUUUAGCUAGUUUCUUCUCAAAAUUAACACCUUCAGGACAGAGUGUCUUUAUAGAAAUUUUAAUAUUUAGACUAAGGAUAUUUUCUUUGGCAGAUAUCUUCUGGAAUCAAGUUGGUUGGGAUCCAAAAAUUCAGCAUAAUAAUCGACUUGGUUACUUACCUGGGGACAAAUUUCAUUACUAACUGACCUUGAUGAGAACACUAGAAAUUUAUCUCCUCUGAAUAAUACAGUUCACAGAGCCAUAGAGAGGUUCAGAAUAGGGUGGCUAGUUUUGUACUUCUUUAAUAAAAGAUUAUGAAAUAAUUUCUAUUACAAUGUGUAGUAUAGAAUCUUGACUCUGGAUCCUAACUAAUCACUGUGAUCACUUUUGAAAUUUUUAAAUACAUGUGUCAUUCAGAGGUUUAAACUUUCUGUGGGUUUUCCCCAAACCCAUGUCAUAGAUGUCUUGAGAAACCACCUUAUAGAAAAACUUGAGAAACACCAUAAUACUGAUUAUUAUCCUCAACUUCAACUUCUUGUAAGUUUCCAAGAGUAUAGGUACAAUUCAAUCAUCAAUGUAGUAUAAUGGCAUUCGUGGUAUUUUUUUUUUAGUGUAGUAGGUCUGACUUCGGGCUAACUUACAAAGAGUCGAUAGGGUCUACCAAAUGGCUUCUACAGAACCAAGAAUGCUUGAAGAAGUUAUAAAAUCUAAUAGGUGUGUAUGUAUCUCUCUGGAUGUGAAGAUUCAAUGUUUAUUUGGUUCAUAAAGCAUAGUUUUCUAGAUAAGGCAGGUCCCGUAAUUCUCAAAACUUCUAUUGAGAAAAGUGGUAAUAAGAAAGUUUAUAUAAAGAAAUAUGUAAUACAUCCGUAUUAUUCCAUACAUUAUUAGUCAACUAAAUAAGUGCAUCAUGAACCGUUUACUUAUGUAACCCUUAUUAUCUUAAAUAUAUUCUAUUUUACUAUUUUUUAGUCUGAUUUUAACUGUCACAACUAUAAAAAAAUGUUCAUAGUACCAAACUACUGUAUUUUUACUGUCACAUGUUUAAAUUGUUUAUCAGAAAAGUCUCUCAGGUGACCCACAGUUUUUGUAAAAAAAAUUAGGCUCCAUUUUUAAUCUCAGUUGAUUGACCAAGGCUGUGCCUAUGAAAAUCCUCUUUCAGAAAUAGCAAUUGAAAAAUAGAGUAAUUUCUGGGUUAAUAGAAUAUAAUAUUUAAAUUUCAGAGCCAUUUGAAGAUUUGCAUAUUUGUGUUUUGGCCAUGGUUGUAACACAGCAAAAGAAGCUGCUCUGCAGAGAGACAACAAUGAAACACAGAAGGCUAGAAAUGCCUGGCAGAGGGUCCUGAUGCUCAUAGAGCUCCUGGUGGCACUUCCUUUUUGAGGACCAGCAUCAGUCAGUCUGUGGGAGUUCCCUUAUCGUACAUUGAGUUUCCCUUUUUCUUAGCCAAAGAGUUGUGUUUCCAUUUCUACCAACCAGAUUGUUUUGCCAUCAAAUUUAAAUCCCAUUUGAAAAAAGUGUUUAGAAUCUGUUAAAAAAAACACUCUGUUUUUUA